Lagenorhynchus albirostris (white-beaked dolphin) is the source of this 1353-nucleotide messenger RNA. It is a transcript of the gene TRAPPC3, whose product is annotated as trafficking protein particle complex subunit 3. Lineage: Eukaryota; Metazoa; Chordata; Mammalia; Artiodactyla; Delphinidae. The record is from RefSeq and is a predicted model, not a curated record. The transcript is spliced from 5 exons. Gene Ontology annotation, biological process: endoplasmic reticulum to Golgi vesicle-mediated transport; intra-Golgi vesicle-mediated transport. Gene Ontology annotation, cellular component: TRAPP complex; cytosol; cis-Golgi network membrane. The coding region runs from base 158 to 712 and encodes 184 amino acids.
CGGGGGAGUGGAUCCCCGAAUCCCCUUUUUAGUGCCAGCUGAGGUGGGGCCUCAUGCCAAGUCGGGCCCAGCCUGGGCAGAGAGGCGGAAGCUUGCUGGGAAGGUGGAUCGAUGACGACGCUUGCUGCAGGGACUGACUGAAGGGUGGAAGGAGCAGAUGCAGCUGGGCCCUGCGCACCCAAUCCCUGCCCUUUGUCCUGACCUCCAGAAGAGCUCUGAGCUCUUCACCCUGACCUAUGGGGCUCUAGUCACCCAGCUGUGCAAGGACUAUGAAAAUGAUGAAGAUGUGAAUAAACAGCUGGACAAAAUGGGCUAUAACAUUGGAGUCCGACUGAUUGAAGAUUUCUUGGCACGGUCAAAUGUCGGGAGGUGCCAUGACUUCCGGGAAACUGCAGAUGUCAUUGCCAAGGUGGCGUUCAAGAUGUACUUGGGCAUCACUCCAAGCAUCACCAAUUGGAGCCCAGCUGGUGACGAAUUCUCCCUCAUUUUGGAAAAUAAUCCCUUGGUGGACUUUGUGGAACUUCCUGAUAACCACUCGUCCCUUAUUUAUUCCAAUCUCUUGUGUGGGGUGUUGCGAGGAGCCUUGGAGAUGGUCCAGAUGGCUGUGGAGGCCAAAUUUGUCCAGGACACCCUGAAAGGAGACGGUGUGACAGAAAUCCGGAUGAGGUUCAUCAGGCGGAUUGAGGACAACCUCCCAGCUGGAGAGGAAUGACCGUCCCCAGGACUUCAGCGUAGCUGGCAGGAGCCUUGUUGGAGUCAGGAAGCCUCAGUGCUCCCUCUGCCCUCUAGAAUUAACUCAGUGACUGUUUAACACGGAUGUUAUAUAUUCUUCUAACUUUGUUUCCCUUCUCCAUGUUAAUAAAGAACAGACUGUGAUAUAGUCCAUUUACCCUACAAGUGUGCACAUUCAGGAGGGAAAUUCUUUGCUCCCUUUCCCUUCAGAGGGGCUGGAUGUAGUCAUCCUUGGUUGGACUGGAAAGAGCUCAAACCAGUUUACAUUCCUGUUUGAAUUUUCCAAAGUAGAACCACUUUGACCCCAUUAAGAGGCAAGCCUAGCACAUUUGUCCCUGGGUCUUCAGAAAGUCAUUGGUGAAUGGCCGUAGGGAAUCCAGGAUUCACUGGGACAGGGGAGGAGAAGCUGGGAGGGGUGGGUCGGAUUUGCUAGCUGUAGUGUGACACACUGUAGUGCUUGCCAGGAAAGGGGAACCAGUCAUGCCAGAAACGUUGACUUCUGGGAGGCCACCCAGGCCUCUCUUUCCUUCCUGCUGUUUGGAGGCAAGAUCUCCUCUUUUUACAGAGGGUCCAUCUCUUUUUCUUACAAGUUCUUCAAUAAAGACACAUUCUUGAGUGAAA